Messenger RNA from Piliocolobus tephrosceles (Ugandan red Colobus), 2019 nucleotides. RefSeq names its product short coiled-coil protein (gene SCOC). Bases 316 to 564 code for a protein of 82 amino acids. NCBI's taxonomy places the organism in Eukaryota, Metazoa, Chordata, Mammalia, Primates, Cercopithecidae. The record is from RefSeq and is a predicted model, not a curated record. The transcript is spliced from 6 exons. Gene Ontology annotation, cellular component: trans-Golgi network.
CGUCAGUUGGUUCAAGUGUCCCGGCCUGAGGUGUGUGCUUGGUCCCUCCCUCUCCAGGCGCCUCAAGCGGAAGGCCCAGGCGUUCUUUGGGAGAAGGGCCUCUCGCGGUCCCUGACGCAGACAUCGUGCAGGUUUCUCCCCGCAGCUCCUGGGCGGCGAAAGCGGCACCUGGGUUUGUUGGUGAAUCGUCUUCUCCCCAGAGUCCUGCUGAACAAGUUUUGGGAAGUAAGGUUUGGAAAGGAGAAAGAGGAUACAUUCCUGAAAGACCGUUCAUCAAAGAUUUUGUAUCCAAGGCACAAAAGUUUGUUGCCCAAGAUGAUGAAUGCUGACAUGGAUGCAGUUGAUGCCGAAAAUCAGGUGGAACUGGAGGAAAAAACAAGACUUAUUAAUCAAGUGUUGGAACUCCAACACACACUUGAAGAUCUCUCCGCAAGAGUAGAUGCAGUUAAGGAAGAAAAUCUGAAGCUAAAAUCAGAAAACCAAGUUCUUGGACAAUAUAUAGAAAACCUCAUGUCAGCUUCUAGUGUUUUUCAAACAACUGACACAAAAAGCAAAAGAAAGUAAGGGAUUGAUACCCUUCUGUUUUAUGGAAUUGCUGCUGAUCAUUUUUUCUUUAAAACUUGGAUAGAUUCCAAAACUUACAGUACCUUUGUGGCUUCAUUGAAUAUUUAUGAAGAAAAUGUCAGAUGUAGACAAAAAUAACACAAUAACAGGAGGCUUCCAUAAGUUUGUGUAUUAUGUUAGUCUAUGAAAACGUGCAAAUGUAGAGACUUUAUAAUUAGAAUUGCAUAUAUUUAUGAAACUUAAAGAUGAAUGUUUUAUCGAAUUUGUAGGUUUAGCACUGUCUUUUAUUAUAGGAUUAGUAAGAUAUACAAGAAAAUAACCACCAUGUUGUGAAAAAGUGACCAAAAUCAUGUACUAAAUGCACAGCUUUAUGUACCCUGUCCACCAUCUUGUGCCUCUUUUCCAUUUGCCUCUUCCUUCCUGUUUCCCUUCCCUUAAGGAAAAAAAUUGGUGUCACAUUUGUAAAAGUAAUUUUAAUAGUUAAUCAUCUCUGAGAGUAACCUGUAUUUUAAUUGUUGAAACUUAACCAAAAUAAGAUACUGUCUCAGCUAGGGUUUGUCAUUUGUGUAUUUAGUAUUAAGAUAGGAAUGCUAGUGUCUCUUUAAUUAAUUGGAAAUAGAUGGAGGCUAAAAAUGAAGGUUUUUCUUUGAAACUGAAUUAACUUGAGAAUAUUUGUUGUUAAAAACUUCUUUUUGCACAAAAUAACUCAUUUUGUAUUAUCUGAAAAAUAUAUGAUUUCUGGUCAUGUGUAUGUUUAAAAUAGAAAAUUUUGAGGAAAAAUGGAAAUAGGGUGGAAAAGUACUUGGUAAACAGUAGUAACCAACUUCAAAUAUUUUCACUCCAGAUUUGUGUUUUCUCUGGCACAGAGUAAUCUUUUGGGAAAUAUAUAUGAAAGUGGAUUAAGUUUGACUACCCUUAUGUAAGCCACAUCUGGAUGAGAACAGUUACAAAGAGUUUGGUCUCUAAGUUGAUUCGUACCCAGCAGGGCAACUUUUGCAAAAUUCCGUAACAGUGUAUUAGUAUUAGAAUAGUGAAUAAAAUGGGAGAGUUUUACAUGUAUACUUAUUAUCUUGCUCAGUAUUUUAUCUCACUUGUUCUAGAAUUUUCUGUAAACCCUGCUACUGGGUUUGAAGAGUUUUAGUCAUCCUUUAACAAUUUUUAAAAAUUUAGCUUGUAGAUUCCAUUUGGUAAGGAAAUCAAUAUUGGAAGUAAUGCUAAAAUCUUAUAAUAUGAAAAGAGAUCCACUAAUAUAGCUUAUGGUUAUUAGAUUUGGGCUACUUUUAAUCAUGGAAUAAUCUUAUGUAUUGGUGUAAGAGUUGAUGAAUGACUUUAGCUGUAUGAAUAUAUAAUAGUGAAACUGCAAACAUUUUGCAUCCCUUUUGUGACCUAAUUUACAGACAUUUAAAUUGUGUUGCAGUUCUGCUUUGCUGUUUAAUAAAAAGCUAUUUCAGAGGU